Impatiens glandulifera is the source of this 935-nucleotide messenger RNA. Its product is annotated as ankyrin repeat and SAM domain-containing protein 3-like. The transcript has a single exon. Gene Ontology annotation, molecular function: protein binding. Lineage: Eukaryota; Viridiplantae; Streptophyta; Magnoliopsida; Ericales; Balsaminaceae. The record is from RefSeq and is a predicted model, not a curated record. Bases 126 to 815 code for a protein of 229 amino acids.
UCACACUCUCAUUCACACUCAACCAGACCUUCUUCUUCAUCUUCUUCAUUUGAAUGAUUUCCCAUCUUCAAAAACAACUGAAAUUGAAAUCUUCUCAACUAUAAUCUCUACAUUAACCUCCAUCAAUGGAGGACCUACACUCUCUACAUGCUCACCUUAACGGCAUCGGAUCAUCACCGGUUCUAGCUUCCACUGAUAACCUCUCAAUGAAGCGUCAGCGCAGGCCAAGUGUCAGGUUAGGUGAAAUAGGUGACCACGCUUACCAUUCCCACGCAUUUCGAGGUGCCAAGCAGUGGAAACCGCCGUCCAAAGACUCCAACAAGCUCUCCAGGUCUCGUCCCGUUCCUGCAUUUGAAUUAGAAGUUACGGAUUCGAAGUUGAAGAGACGAGUCAAGUCGACUUGGAUCUCUGACAUCGAUGAAAGGUUUAGCGGAAGCGAAGAUGUAGAUGACGGAUUUGCUGAUUUUAAUUCUGAGGAUUCUGAUAGUGGAUUGAAGGAAUUAAGUCCUGUACAUUCUCAGAGAGAGAAUGAUGAGAAGGGAGUUGAUAGAGUUGUUCGAGCUAGGGUUUCGGAUAAUAGAGAUGUGAAUUAUCAAGCUCCAUUGGAGGUGUCUGAAGAUAGGGAUGGGGUUAGAGUUUGGCUGAAUCAGUUGGGAUUAGGACGAUAUGCACCAGUAUUUGAGGUACAUGAGGUAGAUGAUGAAGUUUUGGCUAUGUUAACUCUUGAAGAUCUUAAGGAUAUGGGAAUAGCUGCUGUUGGUUCUAGGCGGAAAAUGUUUAGUGCAAUUCAGAAGUUAAACAGGGGAUUCUCAUGACGAAUUCAAAUUAAUGCUAUGCGUCCAUGAUCCAUCCAUCCAGCUUCUAGAGUAUUUCUUCUUUCUUUUUGAUCUCCUGAUUUCUGAAAUGAAAGAUAUUAUCUAUCUUCUUCCUUUUCA